Cottoperca gobio is the source of this 3472-nucleotide messenger RNA. RefSeq names its product CWC22 spliceosome associated protein homolog (gene cwc22). Gene Ontology annotation, cellular component: catalytic step 2 spliceosome. Lineage: Eukaryota; Metazoa; Chordata; Actinopteri; Perciformes; Bovichtidae. The transcript is spliced from 20 exons. Gene Ontology annotation, biological process: mRNA splicing, via spliceosome. The coding region runs from base 140 to 3253 and encodes 1037 amino acids. The record is from RefSeq and is a predicted model, not a curated record. Gene Ontology annotation, molecular function: RNA binding; protein binding.
AAUUCUGGGACUUUUAUUGUGAAAUCCGGAAGCUAUCGUAGGAAGUUUUCCGCCAGAAGAACGCCACUAAUUUAACAGAGGGACGAAAAGGCGGAAAACAAUACGGCAAGAGGACAUUAAAAGACAGAGACAACAAAGUAUGGACUCUCCAGGCAGAAGUCUCAGUCCCAUUCCUGUGCCGAAAGAACAAAGUGGACCAUCAGAAGACGAGUCCAGUCCUGCAGCAGAGAAGCCCCAAAAGGCCGGCUCGGCUGAGAGAAGCCCCAAAGAGAAGUCCCCUCAGGCCAGUCCUGCAGGCCGUUCCCCCUCCGGUAGCCCUGCCUCUGGGAGUGCUGCCUCCAGCAGCUCAGACGACAGCACUAGCAGUGAUGAUGAGGACGAACAUCAUGGAGCACUGAGGAAACUCAGGAGCAGUGUGGCUCAGAUCAAAAGAUCAAGAUCCAAGUCCAGGUCCAGAGAACGAGACCGAUCUAUAUCCAGAGAGCGAGACCGAUCCAGAUCUGGCGAGCGAGACAGAUCCAGAUCCAUAUCCAGAGACAGAUCAAGAUCCAGAGGACGCGACAGGUCCAGAGAGAGAGACAGAGACCGGGGGCGCUACGACAGAGGACGCUAUACUCGGGAUCGCUAUGACGAUCGCUAUGACGAUCGUCGUGACGACAGGGAUGGGCGUUUUGACCGACGAAACAACCGGGAUGCAGAGUGGGAUCAGAGAAGGCGAGGGCGCUCCGGCUCCCCUCCAACAGACAGGGAGCCAAUGGCGUCUGAGGAGCCGCCAGUCAAGAAGAAGAAAGAGGAGAUUGACCCGAUCCUGACGAGGACGGGUGGAGCUUACAUCCCCCCCGCCAAGCUGCGCAUGAUGCAGCAGCAAAUCACUGACAAGACCAGCCUGGCCUAUCAGAGGAUGAGCUGGGAGGCCCUGAAGAAGUCCAUCAACGGUCUGAUCAACAAAGUCAACGUGUCGAACAUCGUCUUCAUCAUCCAGGAGCUGCUGCAGGAGAACAUCGUCAGGGGGAGGGGUGUGCUGUCUCGCUCGGUGCUUCAGGCUCAGGCGGCAUCUCCGAUUUUUACUCACGUUUACUCGGCUGUUGUCGCCAUCAUCAACUCAAAGUUCCCUCAGAUUGGAGAGCUGAUCCUCAAACGCCUCAUCCUGUCCUUCAGGAGGAGCUACCGCCGCAACCUCAAGCAACAGUGCCUGACGGCCUCAAAGUUUGUGGCUCAUCUCAUCAACCAGAACGUGGCUCAUGAGGUUUUGUGUCUGGAGAUGCUCACUCUGCUGCUGGAGCGUCCGACUGACGACAGCGUGGAGGUCUCCAUCGCCUUCCUGAAGGAAUGUGGACUUAAACUGACCGAGGUGUCCCCGCGAGGAAUAAACGCCAUAUUUGAGCGUCUCAGGAACGUCCUCCACGAGUCGGCCAUUGAUAAGAGGGUCCAGUACAUGAUCGAGGUGAUGUUUGCCAUCAGGAAGGACGGUUUCAAAGAUCACCCUGUGAUCCCAGAGGGCCUGGACCUAGUGGAUGAGGGAGACCAGUUCACCCACAUGCUGCCACUGGACGACGAGUACAACAUCGAGGACGUCCUCAAUGUGUUUAAGUUGGACCCAGACUUCUUGGACAACGAGGAGAAAUACAAAACCAUCAAAAGAGAGAUCCUGGACGAGGGCAGCAGCGACUCAGGGGAGGAGGGUGACGACAGCGACGAAGAUGAAGACGAGGAAGAGGAAAACGCGGAGGCAGCAGAAGAUGAGAAGAUCACCAUCUAUGAUCAGACAGAAGUCAAUCUGGUGGCUUUCAGAAGAACCAUCUACCUCGCUAUCCAGUCCAGUUUGGACUUUGAGGAGUGCGCUCACAAACUGAUCAAGAUGGACUUUCCUGACAGCCAGACGAAAGAGCUGUGUAACAUGAUCCUGGACUGCUGCGCUCAACAGAGAACCUACGAGAAGUUCUUUGGUCUGCUGGCCGGGAGAUUCUGUCUGCUGAAGAAAGAGUACAUGGAAAGUUUUGAGGGGAUUUUUGCGGAGCAGUACGACACGAUUCACCGACUGGAGACCAACAAGCUGAGGAACGUGGCUCGACUGUUCGCUCACCUGCUCUACACAGACUCUGUGCCCUGGAGUGUGCUGGAGUGUGUCAGAAUGAGUGAGGAGACCACGACGUCGUCCAGCAGGAUCUUCGUGAAGAUCCUUUUCCAGGAGCUGUGUGCCUACAUGGGCCUCCCCAGACUCAACCAGAGGCUCAAAGACCCGACUCUGCAGCCGUUCUUUGAGGGUCUUUUCCCCCGUGAUAAUCCCAGAAACACUCGCUUCGCCAUCAACUUCUUCACCUCUAUUGGAUUGGGAGGACUGACGGACGAGUUGAGGGAACAUUUGAAGAACGCUCCCAAGAUUAUCAUGACUCAGAACCAGGAAGUGGAAUCCUCUGACUCCUCCUCAUCUUCAUCCUCCUCUUCCUCCUCGUCUGAUUCCUCCUCGUCAGACUCGUCCAGCGAUUCAGACUCAUCCAGCAGCAGCAGCUCAGACUCAGACAGCAAACACAGAAAGAAGAAGAGAAAAGAACAAAGCGUGGAGAAAAAGAAGAAGAUGAAGAAAGGUGAGGACAAGAAGAAGAAGCAGAAGAAGAAGAAGGAAAAGCAGUCUGACAAGAAGCGAGCUGUACGCAAGAAUGACGAUGAGGACAGUGAUGACGAGAAGCAGGCGAUGAAGCACAGGAAAGGCCAUCCACGUGAGGUCGAGGGGCGUCCGCGUGAGGUCGAGGGGCGUCCGCGUGAGGCCGAGGGGCGUCCGCGUGAGGCCGAGGGGCGUCCGCGUGAGGCGGAGGGGCGUCCGCGUGAGGCGGAGGGGCGUCCGCGUGAGGCGGAGGGGCGUCCGCGUGAGGCGGAGGGGCGUCCGCGUGAGGCGGAGGGGCGUGCGCGUGAGGCGGAGGAGCGUGAGAGUGCGCGUGAGGCAGAUGAACGUGUGCGUGCACGUGAGGGUGCCCGCCGGAGCAGACGAGACGACAGAGAAGAAGAAGAGGAGCGGCAGCAGGAGGGUGAGAGAAGAAAAAUGGACACUCAAGGCCGGCAAAGAGACGGGGAGAGAGAGAGAGACAGCGGGAGGGAAAGGGACAGAGACAGCGGGAGGGAAAGGGACAGAGAGCGAGGGAGGGAGAGAGAGACUGAGGAGAAGCGAGAGAGUGAGAGAGAGCGAGAGAAGCCGAGGGAUAGAGAGAGGAAUAAAGAGAACAGAGACAGGAACAGAGAGGAGAGGAGGAGGAAGUAAACGUCUUUCUCUCUCCGUCCUGAAGCAGCAGUGAUGGACUGAUGACUGACAGACGUGAAGUCAUCCCUCGCUUCUUUACCGCAUCCUGUCACUCUCUGGUGUUUUGGAUUUGGGUCUGUCCCUCUGUCUGAAUCUGUCUGUAUUUUCUAUUAUUGAUUUUUGUCGUUAUGGAAAUGUGAAAAAAAAAAAACAUUAAAAGUUGCGUUAGCUGUUUUGUAA